GAGCGCCGGCACAGUUUUCAGGCGCUCUGUAGAUAGCCGCUCUGGAGGGCGACGUGGGCCGCGAAGGCCCCCGUUGCCGGCCAUCGAGGAAGCGCGGCGGGCGGCUAGUGGCGGUGUGUGAGUAGGGGGGGAUCCAUCAUGUCGAAGGUGUCUUUUAAAAUCACGCUGACUUCGGACCCGCGGCUACCGUACAAAGUUCUCAGUGUUCCUGAAAAUACCCCCUUCACAGCAGUGCUGAAGUUUGCAGCUGAAGAAUUUAAAGUUCCUGCAGCUACAAGUGCGAUUAUUACUAAUGAUGGAAUAGGAAUAAAUCCUGCACAGACUGCUGGAAAUGUUUUUCUGAAGCAUGGCUCAGAGCUGCGAAUCAUUCCCAGAGACCGAGUUGGAAGCUGCUAAUAUAUGCUUCUUGGCAUACACAGCCUUUCAGAAUAAAUACUGCUAUUUGUUGUUGCUGUACGAUUGAAAUCAGGCAUUCAAAUACAAUGACAGCUCCAAGAGUCAACGAAACAGAGGAAACUGACUCUUGUCCCUUCUUGCUCAUUUUUUUAUGGGAGGAGAGAAUGCCUGUGAGAGGAGGGUAGCACACCACAGGUCACACAGUGGUGACUGCUGCCUCACCAGAAGAAAAGGGUACAUCUGUGACAAAUGGACUAUUCUUUAAAAACAACAACAACAAAACUAGAGGAUGAGCCUGCUAAUUCUUUUCAGGAACAUUUGGAAAAUUAAAAUUCACAAAAUAGGGUGUAUUUUCCAAUUUUAAAAUUUAAAAGGGUCUGGAUCAUAGGGGCAUUUGAGUUGACAUCAUCUCACCUGCAGGCCCAUAGCUAGAGUUCUGAAUUAUAUAAUUUGUGAUGAAGCUAAUAGGUAUUUCAGUUAACAGUUAAAUUUUAUACAAAACCAAACAUUAAAUUAUGGUAUUUAACCAUUAUGUGUAUUAGUUGCUGUUGCACACCAAAUACCUUCUAUAGUAGUGAUCUUGUGAAAUCAAGUGUGCCAUGGUGGGAAUUGACAGUACUGCAGAAAUACCCUUGGCUAAAUUACACAUCCCUUAAUAAGUAUCUUAAAGGAGCUUUAUGACAGAAUUCCUUAAACCAUUCUUUUUGAGGAUUUUAUUUUUUUGAGUAACAUCCCAAACUAUUGUUGCACAGACUAUCUGAAGCUUAGAACAAAGCGUGCAGACGCACCACUUGGUGUUGAUGAGGGUCCUUAAUGAAGAGGGAGCUUUAAGGAAGCUGCUAACAUAAGGAACCAGGGAAGCAAAGAUAGCCAGGCUGUUGCCAGAAGAGAAAAGGAAGUGAGGCAGAACAGAAGCCUGGCGUGCCUCAGGAGAAGUCAAGGAUGAACUAUAAUAGGGUU
Acomys russatus (golden spiny mouse) is the source of this 1356-nucleotide messenger RNA. RefSeq names its product ubiquitin fold modifier 1 (gene Ufm1). The transcript has 6 exons. Gene Ontology annotation, cellular component: cytoplasm; nucleus. The record is from RefSeq and is a predicted model, not a curated record. Bases 139 to 396 code for a protein of 85 amino acids. Gene Ontology annotation, biological process: protein K69-linked ufmylation. Lineage: Eukaryota; Metazoa; Chordata; Mammalia; Rodentia; Muridae.